Molecule: messenger RNA, 6708 nt
Organism: Charadrius vociferus (killdeer)
Lineage: Eukaryota; Metazoa; Chordata; Aves; Charadriiformes; Charadriidae
Gene: SHROOM3
Product: shroom family member 3
Exons: 14
Coding region: 457-6087 (1876 amino acids)
Biological process (GO): actin filament organization
Cellular component (GO): cortical actin cytoskeleton; apical plasma membrane; apical junction complex
Molecular function (GO): actin filament binding
Source: RefSeq, a predicted model, not a curated record
AUCUACCUGGAGGCACUGCUUCAAGGAGGCGCUCCAUGGGGAUUCACGCUGAAAGGCGGACUGGAGCACGGGGAGCCAUUAAUCAUCUCAAAGAUUGAAGAGGGAGGUAAAGCGGACUCCCUGCCUUCCAAGCUGCAGGCUGGUGACGAAGUGGUGAACAUCAAUGAGGUGGAACUGAGCAGCUCCAGGAGAGAGGCCAUCUCCCUGGUUAAAGGGUCCUAUAAGAAGCUGAAGCUCGUCGUCCGCAGAGAGGUGAAGUCCAGGCCAGGCCACACUGGGAGUGGAGUCGGGAAGGCCGUUUCCUCCUUUGAGGUGGUUUCGUGUACAACCCAGGAACGCAAAACCACCUGGUCGGGAGGAGUUAAAUUACGGCUGAAGGCCAGGCGGAGCGAAACUCCAGGCCGACCUCACUCCUGGCAUUCAACCAAACUUGCGGAGAACCAACCCGAUCCCAGCAUGAUGCAAAUAUCUCAGGGUACGCUUGGCACCCCUUGGCAUCAGUCCUACCACUCCAGCUCCUCCACCAGCGAUCUCUCUGGCUAUGAGCAUGGCUAUCUGAGGAGAAGUCCUGACCAGUACAGUUCCCGGGGCAGCAUGGAGAGCUUGGACCACUCCUCCCCUGGCUACCACCCUUGUCACCUGUCCCCGGCCAAAUCCACCAACAGCAUCGACCAGCUCUCCCACCUCCACAGCAAGAGAGACUCUGCCUACAGCUCCUUCUCCACCAACUCUAGCAUCCCUGAGUAUCCUGCUCCUCCGUUCAGCAAGGAGCACUCCUGCUCCACAGACAGCGUGCAGUCCCGAGGUGGCCUGCAGGAGGGGAUGAGGCAAGCUGACAUCAGGUACGUCAAGACAGUCUACGACGCCCAGCGAGGGAUCUCUGAGGAGUAUGAGGUGAAGUCCUCUGCCUUGCUUCCGAGCUGCGAGGCCCGGGCCUUGCUGGACGGUCGCGGCCAUGGCAGGCUCCACGGCUUCAGCCGGCACAACGCAGCUCCCUCCUGGGCGCAGCCAGGCCAGGGCUCCUCGGACAGCAAGAACCAGCCCUCCAAGGGACCUCCAUUGCCUCCCACUCGCAGCGACAGCUACGCAGCCAUCAGGCAUCACGAGAGGCCCAGCUCGUACGCCGGCCUUGAUCUGAACAAGCUUGGUCGAACCCAGCCGAAAGGGGCCUGGCCUCAGCUUGUCAGCACCCUAUCCCAGGGACCGCUGCUGAAAACCCCCUUUGGAGAAGGGCAUCUGCACACCGUGGUGGAGAGGAGCCCAGAGAGCAGCCCCACCGUGAAGCCCAAGCAGAGCUAUUCCCAGCCAGCCCAGCCGGGACAGCCCCUGCUGCCUACUGGUGUCUACCCAGUACCUUCCCCAGAGCCACACUACGCCCAGGUGCCCCAGCCUUCUGCAAGCAAUAAUGGGACACUUUAUCCAGCUCUGGCCAAAGAAAGUGGGUACUCUCCACCUCUUCCAGUCUCUUACGACAAGGCCGUAGCCAGCAGAACUCUGGGCUUUGAUGAAAAUGGAAACCAAAGCACUACAAACAGAUCAACCAUCUUCUACCAGCCCCCAGCAGCCGAGAGAAAGCACGAUGCUGCAGCAAAACUUCUCCAGCAAAAACCUCCUAGCAUGGCAGGCCCAGAAGUCUGCCUGAGCACGUCGAGAAAGGAGGAGUUGUUACCCCCUUACAAGGUGGCACACAGCAACCAAGAGACUGCAAGUACCGCACAGGCCUCCAAACACAGUUUUCAAGCUCCGCAGCCCCAGCCGAGGGAUGCUAGUGAGAGAAAAACCCAUUACCAGCCCAAAGAGGACUGGACGGCUGAAUCCCAGGAGGACAAAAAUGGCAACGCACAGAUAAACGAGAGAGACGCUGCUGCUCACCAGCAGUGGGGUCAUAGCAAGGCCAAGCAGUAUGGCUUCUCCUCCUUGCAGAACAUCCCAGAGAGCUCCCGGAGGCAAAGCAGCUCCGAGCUAAGAGAGAUACAACCAGGCGAGUGUUAUUCCAGCACCAAACUGUCCUUCCUCAACAGCAGCGGUAAAGAGGAGAAGGAUCACAGGGGACAGGGGCACAAACAGCGGAGUGAUGUGGACCCACAGGCCUUUGCAAGGCAGGAGGAGGAGGGCACGACCGUGACUCCAUUCCACGCUGCUGAGCCAAAGUGCGAAGAGCCCCCUUCUCCGCAGCACCCGAAGACCUCUGAUUUCGGGAGGAACCGGCUCAGCUCUAGCAGCGCCCAAAGCUUUCCCUAUGGCAAACCAGAUGCCGGCAAGCCCCGCUGCUCGGUGCUGGAGAAGGUCAGCAAGUUUGAGCAGCGAGAGCAAAGCACUCAGCGGCCCCCGAGUGCUGGCGUUCCCAGCUUCGGCCAGCACUAUGGGCCCAGCAGGACGAGCCAGCCCUCCAGCACAAGGUGCUCUCUGAACAGCCUGGAGGACAUGAAGAGCAAGCUCCGCGAGCCCAACCAGCUGCCCAGUGAGCCAGGCAGGGUCUCCAGCCCCUCUGUCAGGAACGGGAAGCUGGAAGAGGCAGACUGGCGCCCCGUAGAGCUGCAGAUGGUGGCUUCGGCAAAGCAGGCGAGACCUGGCGAAUACUACAGCCUAUGUCCUGAAAGUGAGGCGCAAAUAAGAGCGGCUCAGCUACCGAGGAGUAAAAGCACGUUCCAGCUGGGAGGUGAGCCUGAGAAGGAGAUCCUCUGGAAGGAUAACGUCCAGGAUGCCCACGGGUCGCAGCUGGACACACCGUUUAACAGGGCCUACAGGAACAGCAUUAAAGAUGCUCAGUCCAGGGUGCUGAGGGCCACUUCCUUCCGUCGCAUCAGCCCUCCAUUUGGAAGCACACCCAAGAGGACAACCCAGAGGCCUGCCUCGGCCCACGUGGGCAUGAGGAGCAUGGCAGCGUCUCCCCACACCCCAAAGGAGAGGCACAGCGUCACGCCGACAGAAGGCAGCCUCUCCGCCCUGGACUACGCCAAGACACAGCAUGUUUUGCGUAUCGGGGGCCGAAAGCGGCUGACGGCAGAGCAGAAGAAGCGGUCUUACUCAGAGCCGGAGAAGAUGAAUGAGGUGGGCAUCUCUGAUGGGGAGCCAUCGCCUUUCUCCUUCCAGAAGAAAAGCAUCCAUUUUGUCUUCCCAGAGAAUACGGUGGCUGACCGGCGUAAGAUCUUUGAAAGGGAUGGCAAAGCUUCUUCCACAGCCAGCCUCUCCAAGCCGGAGCUCAAGCAACUCCAGCAGAACGCCCUCGCCGAGUACAUCGAGCGCAAAACAGGGAGACGGCCAUCCUCGCAAGAUGUUGGGCUGCUGAGGGAGCGCUCCCACAGCUCCUACCUACAGGCAGGUGGCCCAGACAGCCAGAGCCUUUCAUCCGCCUCCAGCAUGAAUUCCCUCCAGGACCAGAACCUUUACCGCAGGAGAGAGCCUGUAGAGCGGAUAUCCAGGACGAGGCGGAUAUCUUCUACCCUACCUCCUGGGUUGAUGAGCUGCUCUGACACGAGUGGAGAUGAGAAGAAAGGGCGCCAGGACAGCUUGGUCACGAGCCGACCGAAAACAGAGAGGUGCCGGGAUUACAGAGCCAAAACGGAGCUCACCAAAGGCACGCAGACAGACCCUCUGGGCAUGCAGGGCCGGCCUUGCUACGAGAAGCAGGAGCAGGUCUUUGAAACGGCCUCCUCUGCCAGGAAAUCUGGGAAAUCAGUGUCUGUGGAAGACUUGCUCGAUAGGUAUGACAAUCAGACAGUCCCUGUGCAUAUACGUUCCAGAUCGUCUCCCACGGCAGAUAAGAAACACCAGGACCUGCUGAGAAGGGAAAGCAGUGAAUUUAGCACCAUGGCGAGAGAUCCUUUCUACGUGGUCGGCGCAGGAGCCAGGUCUUUCAGCAAGCAAGAAAGAAGCCACUCAGAAAAAACGGCGUUCACACGUUAUUAUCCCCACCCUCACCACAGCAGCGAGGCUGUCACCGGGUCCACCAUGCUGACAGAGAACCACAAGCUCUCAGAACUUUCCAGGCCAGAAAGCAGGACUUCUGCAUUUGUCCCAUCCCCAACAGAGGCAAGGAGUCACUAUCCUGAGCAAAAGCAAGGCUUUAAACCCUUGUUCCUUAACCUUACUCCUUCUGGAUCUGGCCAGUCCUCCCCUAGUACGCCCACUCAGACUCCCUCAGACUUCCAGAGUGCGGGUGAUGACCAGGCUCUGAGACAGCACCAGGCCAAACGAGAUGCUAUCCCCCCUGAGGGCAAUAGUAACAUUCAGGUACAGCCUUUGGACGCUGUCCAGGAUAGAUCCCCUGAGACUCCCACGGAUGAAAUGAUGUGGAGAAGGAAAGCCGGGCUGCUUCACAGAUCGCUCCCACCCAAAGUGGUGUGGGCUCAUUCGGUCAAAGACAACAGCUACCCAAGGGCUAUGGUAUCUCCCCCAGCGGCUGGGCCAAAGUUCUCCCAGAGGUGGCAGUCCCUGCUGACACAGAGCAGCACUUCUUCUGACCCAGAAACUCCUUCUCCCCAGGGGACAACUCAUCUCCGGAUCUCGGAGUCGGGCCUGCAGCUCACGCCCCCACCAUCGCUGCAGGACGAUGAAGACGACGAGGUGUUUGUCAUGCCUUCCCAGCCCAGUGUCGUCGCUCCAGCCUUCUCACCCCCACUGCCAUCCCGUCCUCUUCCCGCGCUGAGCUCCUGCACUUCUGCAAACGGCACGGAAGAAUUCCCACCUCCUCCCCCACCGGAGGAAUUCCCACCUCCUCCCCCACCGGCGGUGCUUGAGGGGAAUGGGGCAGCUGGAGACAAAUCCACCAGGCUCACAGAGGAGGCCAAAGUGAGCAGCUUCAAAAGCUUUCCCAAAGCGCUGGCUGAGAGGGAGGUAACAGAGUUGGGCACUGGUAUCGGUGAAAAUAAUUCGCCCCUCUCCCCACCUGCAUCAAAGAGGACUAGCUCUCCGUCUGCUGUGGAUAAGCAGCACCAGUUACCUGCUUCUUCUGAAGGGCCUCAAAGCACUGAUAGACAGCCCAUAACUCAACCUGAAGGCAACCAUAGAGAGCCAGCAGUCGUCACCGGAGAGUCAGAAAACGGCAACCUGGACUCUGGGACACCUCCAGUCAAGACAAAGCAAAAGACCCCAGAGGAUAUUAAGUCAGAGGCUCUAGCAAAAGAAAUUGUCCAUAAAGACAAGUCUCUGGCUGAUAUCCUGGAUCCAGAUUCCAAAAUGAAGACAACCAUGGACUUAAUGGAAGGGCUUUUCCCCAGCGGAACCAGCUUGCUGAAGGAGAACAACAUGAAAAGGAAGAUGACGCAGAAGCAAGCUAGCAGGGCGGCAGUGGAAGAGGACACGAGAGAAGAAAAGGAAGCUCCUGUAACCCUGGUCACCUGCCCUGCUUAUUACAGCGUUUCAGCACCCAAAGCAGAACUGCUGAAUAAAAUUAAGGACUUGCCAGAAGAAGUAGGUGAGGAAGAGGAGCUGCUGGACAUCAAUGAGAAGAAGGCUGAGCUCAUCGGGAGCUUGACCCACAAACUGGAAAUCCUGAAGGAAGCCAAGGAGAGCCUCCUUGCAGACAUUAAGAUGAACAAUGCUCUUGGAGAGGAGGUGGAGCUGUUGAUCAGCAAGCUGUGCAAACCUAACGAGUUUGACAAGUACAAGAUGUUCAUUGGUGAUUUGGAUAAGGUGGUGAACCUCUUGCUCUCCCUCUCGGGACGCCUGGCCCGCGUAGAGAACGUUCUGAGUAGUCUGGGGGAAGACGCCAACAGUGAAGAGCGGAGUUCGCUGAACGAGAAGAGGAAACUGCUGGCUGGCCAGCACGAAGAUGCCCGGGAACUGAAGGAAAACCUUGACCGUCGAGAACGGGUUGUCUUGGAGAUCCUGGGCAACUACCUCUCCGAGGAACAGCUCCAGGAUUACCAGCACUUUGUAAAGAUGAAGUCCGCGCUCCUCAUAGAGCAGCGAGAGCUGGACGAUAAAAUCAAACUGGGUCAGGAACAGCUCAAGUGCCUGAUGGAAAGCCUUCCCACAGACUUCACGCCCAGGGAUGCAACGGCAGCAGCUGCCCUAGCUGCAGCACUUGCUACCUCCGCUGGGGUCGAUGGUAAAACACCUCCAGCAGUCUCUUCCUCACUCUAACCUUUCCCAGGCGGACCCGGGAUGAAGUCCUCCUGCUCGAGUCUUUUUAAUCCGCGUACUUGGCAGAUGGUUCUCUACAAAGACAAUGAAUGGAGACAGGUUUAAAACAAGCUUUUAAUGAAGGAAAAAAAAAUAGCAAUAAUAAAGGUUUUAUUUUCCUUUCCUUCCACCUCUGCUUCCUGGAAACUUAUAUCAAUACGGAGGGAAAUCUCCUCCUGCCAGAGAUGAGGCAAAGUCUCAUGAGAAAUAAACGCAUUACCUUUAAUAAAAAACACGACCUCCUCUCUUCCCUCCCUUUCCUGCCUCCCUGGCACCUCAUUAAACAAUGAAGGAUCUAUAAGAAUGAAGCCUUAAAAAUAAAACCAACCCAUUCUACUGAACAUUAUUGAUAUUUAUAUUUUUUAAAGAACAAGACGGAAUGUGUAAGUUUUUGUACAUACUCUAAUCAGUUACUUGAUUCUACUUUGUUCUGUAUGUAGAAAAGACAUUUAAUUUUGUAUUUUGUGAAAACCUUAACAAAAAGAGGGAACCCCAAAGAUAGUUACGCAUUAGCUUGCAACAUCUCUUAGUGGUUUUGUUGCUGUUGUUGUUGUUGUUUUUUAAUAUAAUAAAAGGCUACCA